AUGGAACCCUACCACCCAACUUCUAAACCCUCCAAACCCCAUUUCUUCUCUCGCAGACUCAACCUUUACUCUCUUGUCGCCUUCCUCUGCAUCGUCUCUUACCUCGUCGGAGCCUAUCAACCAGGCGGCUUGCUUACCACUUCCGCCGCUGCCGCCGCCACUACCAUCGCUGCCCUCAGACGUACUCCAUGUUAUCCCAAGCCCAAUACCCUCAACUUCCAUUCCCUCCACAAUGCCUCACUUCCGACAUCGGAACCAGCCAAGCACUACCCUCGCUGCGGCGUCGAGUACAGCGAGUACACGCCGUGCGAGGAUCGCGAUAGGUCGUUGAAGUACUCGAGGAGCAGGGUGAUUUACAGAGAGAGGCAUUGCCCGGAGAAGAAGGAGUUGCUUAAGUGUCGUAUUCCCGCGCCGUUUGGGUAUAAGAUUCCGUUUCCGUGGCCGGAGAGCCGUGACGUGGUUUGGUACGCUAAUGUGCCUCACAGGGAGCUGACGGUGGAGAAGGCGGUGCAGAAUUGGGUCCGGUACGAGGGUGAUCGGUUUAGGUUCCCUGGGGGAGGGACCAUGUUUCCUAAUGGUGCGGACGCGUACAUUGAUGAUAUCGGGAAGUUGAUCGAUCUCCGAGAUGGCUCCAUCAGAACCGCCCUGGACACUGGUUGUGGGGUAGCGAGUUGGGGAGCGUAUUUGAUGUCUCGAGGGAUAAUAACAGUGUCCAUAGCCCCAAGAGACACGCACGAGGCACAAGUUCAGUUCGCUCUUGAACGAGGAGUCCCUGCUCUCAUAGGAGUCUUGGCCUCCAAGAGGCUCCCUUUCCCUUCUAGGGCUUUCGACAUUGCUCACUGCUCUCGCUGCCUCGUCCCCUGGGCCCACUACGAUGGGAUGUAUUUGAAUGAAGUGGAUCGGGUUCUGCGACCCGGUGGAUAUUGGAUCCUGUCGGGUCCACCCAUAAACUGGAGGAGUCACUGGAAAGGGUGGGAGAGAACAAAGGAGGAUCUGAAGGAAGAGCAGAAGAGUAUUGAGAGGGUAGCGAUAAGCCUGUGUUGGAAGAAGGUGGUGGAGAAGGGUGAUAUCGCCAUUUGGCAAAAGCCUAUCAACCAUUUUCACUGCAAACCCAUUCAUCGUUCUUUCUGUCCCUCUAACAAUCCCAUUCCUGACCUCGCCUGGUACACAGACAUGGAAACUUGUUUGAGUCGUCUGCCGGAGGUAAGGAAGAAGGAGGAGACAGCAGGUGGCGUAUUGAAGAAGUGGCCUGAAAGAUUAAGUAAUGUUCCUCCAAGGAUUUAUAAGGGAACAAUAGAAGGAAUCAGUGCAGAGACAUUCAAGGAAGAUUCUGAAGUGUGGAAGAAACGAGUUUCUUAUUACAAGCAAGUGAACACUGAGAUUGGUAAAUCCAGAUAUCGUAACUUCCUAGACAUGAACGCUUAUCUUGGUGGCUUCGCAGCUGCUUUAAGUAAAGAUCCCGUUUGGGUCAUGAACGUGGUUCCUCCUCAGGCUCAGGUUAACACACUUGGCGCCAUAUUUGAAAGAGGAUUGAUCGGAACCUAUCAUGAUUGGUGUGAAGCAAUGUCUACUUAUCCUAGAACUUAUGAUCUUAUUCAUGCUGAUUCUGUAUUUGGUCUUUACGAGAACAGAUGUGAGAUGGAGGAUAUUUUGCUAGAAAUGGAUAGGAUUCUGAGACCAGAAGGAAGUGUAAUUAUCAGAGACGAUGUGGAUAUUAUAGUAAAAGUGCAGAAACUGGUAGAAGGAAUGGAGUGGGAGAGUCAAAUUGUUGACCAUGAAGAUGGGCCUCUUCAACGCCAGAAACUUCUGUUUGUCGUCAAGAAAUAUUGGACUGCUCCCCUACCUUCAUCUAUUUCUAAGAGAUGA
Neltuma alba is the source of this 1866-nucleotide messenger RNA. Its product is annotated as probable methyltransferase PMT15. Gene Ontology annotation, molecular function: methyltransferase activity. The record is from RefSeq and is a predicted model, not a curated record. The transcript is spliced from 6 exons. Bases 1 to 1866 code for a protein of 621 amino acids. NCBI's taxonomy places the organism in Eukaryota, Viridiplantae, Streptophyta, Magnoliopsida, Fabales, Fabaceae. Gene Ontology annotation, cellular component: cytoplasm; endosome; trans-Golgi network.